AUGAAGGAGAAGGUAGGCUACCUACACAUCCAACUCGGCCCAGGAAAUACGGUAAGGCCGGGAGGCGUCUCGAGCGACCUUAGCCUCCAGAAUGGAAUUGAUUUCAAUUAUCUCUACCAUUCAGUCUCUGAACAUUCUGACGAGAAGAAAGACGCGACAGUUGAGAAGACUUCGGAAGAGGGAACUCACAGUAGCGCAGGAAAGAAAGGAUCUAUGGAUGUACCCAAACUGGUAGACCCUGAUGGGUUCACAGACUCGGAUCGUUCCAUCGAAAAUCGCGAACAAGAAUCGACAAGGCUCCCAGAAAAUGUGGCAUUUUUUGAGCCCCUACUCGGAGACGAAGUAAAUGUUAACCCCAAGGACCAGCAGGCGAUGGAGGUCGAGGAAUCGGUGGAGGUACACGAUGUCCUAGAAGAGGACGUCAGACCUCGAGAGGUGGAAGUGGUUCAGAAGAACCAGUUAGACUCCGUAAGCAAGGAAGCAAGGAAGAAUUGA
Molecule: messenger RNA, 495 nt
Organism: Haemonchus placei
Lineage: Eukaryota; Metazoa; Nematoda; Chromadorea; Rhabditida; Trichostrongylidae
Source: the annotation of a GenBank genome assembly